Molecule: messenger RNA, 462 nt
Organism: Cimex lectularius (bed bug)
Lineage: Eukaryota; Metazoa; Arthropoda; Insecta; Hemiptera; Cimicidae
Exons: 3
Coding region: 1-462 (153 amino acids)
Source: RefSeq, a predicted model, not a curated record
AUGUCCCAGUCGAAGUCAAACUGUACGUCCCAGAACCUUACCCUGUCGGUUAAAGUCGAAGUACCUCACCCAGUGCCUUCCAAAGUCGAGAAACCACUUCCCUAUGAAGUAGUCAAAGAGAUCAAAGUCCCCGAGUACAAAGAAGUCCCCUUCCCAGUGAAAGUCUACUACGACAUCCCCAAACCUUAUGACAUGUCGGUCACCGUCGAGAAAAAAGGACCGUACUUUGCGGAGAAAAUCAUCCGAGUAUCCGUCAAAGUCGAAGUGCAUCACCCAGUGCCUUACAAAGUCGAGAAACCAGUGCCGUUUGAAGUAAUCAAGUUGGUCAAAGUCCUCAAGUAUAAAGAAGUCCCCGUCCCAGUGAAAGUCUACUACGACGUCCCCAAACCUUAUGACGUGCGGUCACAGUCGAGAAAAAAAGUGCCGUAUUACGUCGAGAAGACAAUUGCAGAUAAGCCGUAA